AUGCAGCUCAAGUUCUUCACCAUCCUCACCUCCUUCUUCACGGUCGCCAUUGCUAACCCGACCCAGCUCGAGGUUAACGUCGUCAGCGAAGAAGACUUCAUUCAGUGGCUGAAGACCACCGAUGCGAACCUCACCUUCAUCGGCGACCCCAUCCCGGGCUUCAAUGCUCCCGAAGGGCUUACCACCCGCUCUGCGCAGUCGACAAUGGUGACCUUCUGCAGCUCGCGCAUCAACAACAUCUGCGGCGGGGCGUGCAACGUGUAUAACGGCGGCCCCACAUGCAUCGCUGCGCCGGAUACGGUCUGCCUCUCUGCUACUCACGAUGUUGGCUUUUGCGACCGCGCCGGAUGCACCCAUAGCUGUAACUCGUACAAUAGCUGUGGGACGCGCCUCGACAAUGGCUUUUGCUACACGCAGGGAACGAGCGUCGCCCAGGUCGUCUCCGUCGUCGUCGCUCACGUCGAGCAGCUCGCUGCAAUGGAGUACGCGAAUGCGGAAGCUGGGCCAUCCAGCCCGCGCGAAGUCCAGCCAGAACCCCGUCUGCACUUGUGGCCACCACGCCCACCUCAGCCCGUCUACUUGCGUAGCACGGAUGAUCUCCUCUCGCGAUUCCAACUCUAUCCUGCUUAUGACAAGUGGGUCCGCCCAUAUGUGAUUCCCCUUGACCCCAACAACCCCGACCAACCCCUUCCCUCGGCUGGCGCCUCGGACAACAAGGGCAAGGCCAGAGAUGACAUGAUGGACGUAGACGUACCCAACCCUCCCCCUUCCGCGGGCGGAACCUCUCUAUCAGAAUCCGCCAAGAAGGAGGCUGCUGACGAGGCGGGCAAGGAGGAGAAGAAAAGGAAGAACAACUAUAGGCAUCUGAUUAAGGGAUUGCCAGGAAAACACUCUACGAAAGGCCACGACGACUACUACGAACGGCUAAUAAUGCAAGAUCAGAAACCACGAGUCAGAAUACGACCGUUCGACCUCAGGAAGCACGAGGAGGCCUUCAGUGUCAGCCCACAGGGUAUCCCAGGAGAUCAGUACAACGCGCAUGUCCUUAUCCAAGAGUCUGCCCAAGCGCGGGAGGACCGCAAGAAAGCGAAGCAGCUCCGCAAGCUUCAACACGCGCACGGCUCCCAGCCGCCACCUCCCACCCAAGUGCCCACCCCUGCCUCGACUCAACACACCGGGACGCCUCGCCCUGGCCUGCAGUCCCGGCAAAGUGUGGCGAAGCCGCCGCCGCCUGUCAAUACGCGCGUGGGAACACCGCGUGCGGGGACCCCUUUGCGGAGCGCCGUGUCCGCUGCGACGCCAGCGCCGUCGAGCGCGCAAGCUCGGGGGCGAACGCCCAUCCAGCCACCCACCGCCAACGCCCCGCCCCGUGGCCAAAAGCGCGAGCGCGACGAUGCUCCGCCGACGCCGGUGACUGUCAACGGUCAUGCGGCGCCGCAAGCGAACGGUGGCGCCGCCCCUGUAAAGGCGAGCGGCAGGGCCGGCGUCCCCGGCGCGCGGCCCAGACCGGUCAAGAAGCAGCGUCUGGAUUCCCAAGGGAUCGCUCGCGAUGCGAGCGCGCCAAUCCAGCAGCCAACACCGCAGGGCGUCUGAGCUGUGAAGGUGGAGUCGUACGGGAGGACGGAGUGCUGGUAUCUCCGCACCGUGCGAUAAUCACCAUAUCAUUAUGCUUUCCAUUUCGGUAACACAACCGACAUCUUCGACUCUUGUUGAAGUGCUCGGCUCUGUCGUCCUCGGGAAACUCCCCGAGCGAACGCUCAGUUCUGCCCUAGCGUCCUUGUUCCCGAAUAAUCUCAGCUACCUUUCCCCCUUGCACUGUCACAUCGAUGUCCCAGUCCAUAUUCAACCCCAAUCUUCCGUAUCGCAUCUCAUCACACUUAUAGCAUACCUUACGUACCAUUACCCAUCCACAAUUGCCAGCUCCCGUCUGUCUGUUCUUGUACCUGGACGUAUUCAAUCUUGACGGCGUCUGACUCUCGAACUCGGCGUGAG
Schizophyllum commune H4-8 is the source of this 1992-nucleotide messenger RNA. RefSeq lists its product as uncharacterized. The record is from RefSeq and is a predicted model, not a curated record. Lineage: Eukaryota; Fungi; Basidiomycota; Agaricomycetes; Agaricales; Schizophyllaceae. The coding region runs from base 1 to 1593 and encodes 530 amino acids. The transcript is spliced from 7 exons.